Molecule: messenger RNA, 1520 nt
Organism: Hipposideros armiger (great roundleaf bat)
Lineage: Eukaryota; Metazoa; Chordata; Mammalia; Chiroptera; Hipposideridae
Gene: CUNH12orf71
Product: chromosome unknown C12orf71 homolog
Exons: 2
Coding region: 1-840 (279 amino acids)
Source: RefSeq, a predicted model, not a curated record
AUGGCAGACUCAUUCUCCGGCAGCGACUGUGCUGACACUGAGGACUGCAGUUCCAAAUCAUACCUGAGCCUCUCUGUGGGCUAUUACCCCUGUGAGGACACCUUCUCCUAUGAGAACACAGUCUCCUGUGAAGACAUGUCUUCCAAGUGUCCCUCAGUCCACUUAGUCCCUCCUAUCCAAGGCACAUGGCUGACUGACAGUAUAGGGAGACUCCUGGGGAGACGAGACCAAAUUCAGGACGACCCAGAACAGUUUUGCAAACUAAGCAUCACCCUGGCCUGGGAUAUUGAUAUGGGCUCGAACCAAUCAGACUCCAUCACUAAUUGGGAUCCACAUGGACACCAUCAGUGGAUAGGCCAGUACACCAAAGAGAAGACACAACUGACUCUUAGCAAACUGGAUGGUCUUGUGCAAAAGCUUGAGAAAUUUCUAGAAAAUCAGAAAGAUGAGGAAGACGAUGAGUCUGUGUUCCCUGAAUCCGCUCCGGAGGAAAACUGCCAGCUGUCCAGCAGCUCCCCUCCAGAUAUGGCUCAGACGAUAAGCCAGGCACCUGGCAGCCAAAGGACAAGCACUACAGAGACCUCGUCAGUCUCAUCAGAUCCUCCAGAGGAGGAGGACGCGCAUUCCAGCACACAAGCCCUCUCCUGUCUGAACAUCAGGUGGGUCUUCCACUGGCUGAGGCUGCACGUCCUCUCCUCCUUUGGGGGAAGGCAGCUCUCUGAGAAGGCCACCCAUCAGCUGACACACAAGAAAAGACUCUUUCCCAGAAGCAAAAGAAUCCAACCUCAAGAAUCCCUCGAAUUAGGACCCCCUGUACCGCCAGAAUUUGUAACUUUCUGAUAGCCCCUGUUCUACAAUCCCCGUGAGUUCAUUUUUUUCCAAUAAACAAAACACACAGUCUUGUUAUCCACAUCUUCCUCUUCCAGCUCACCAUCCUGACUUGGGCUGAAAGGAUAUAUGUUAUCUCUGGGAAUUUUCACACAUAACAGGAAGGUGUUCUUUUUCUCUCCUCUCUCCCCUUUUUGUUGUAUUUUACCCUAUUUUGUCAUCAACCCAAAUACCCAUUUUCAGAAGGCAGUAGCACAACCCAUCACAUUCCUUCCUUGGCAGUAUGGUUUUGGUUGAACUUCCGGGGCUCAAGCAAGUGGCAGCGGGUACUGAGUCACUCAGGAAGUGUUUCAAUUGGCCAAGUUUCAGCAGUUCUGAUGUUCCUGGGGGGCCUGACUAGUUCUAGCAUGUGUUGCCUUGGCUAUAAAAUAAGUGGCCCACUUCGGAGGAAUGUGAGGAUUGGGAAUGCUACUUAACCACGCUAAGCUUAACUUUCCUCAUUCAUGAGAUGAGAAAGAUAAUAAUACACCUCAUAGGGUUGCUGUCAUGAUUAAUGAGAUAAUACAAGCACUUCAUAAAUAUUACUAUUGUUGCUGCUAUAACACUACCCAGAAGCCUUGACCCAAGGGACAUCCAAGAGUGAGAGUUUAAGAGUCAAUUCUCAUUGAAAUGUUUCCCACAUAGAAGCAAUA